This is a messenger RNA of Dracunculus medinensis (Guinea worm), 1620 nucleotides long. NCBI's taxonomy places the organism in Eukaryota, Metazoa, Nematoda, Chromadorea, Rhabditida, Dracunculidae. The record is from the annotation of a GenBank genome assembly.
AUGUUUAAAGGCCUUGAACAUGAAGGAGCUAUCGUCGGCUGGUCAAGAAGGAAAUAUUUCCGGGAAUCCGAAGAAUGGCGAAAAAAGAAAACUCGACUUCUCAUGAAAUUGAGAGCAAUAGGACGACUAAAUCUAGCAUUUAUUAUGGCACGAGCACCGGCAAUCGAAAAACUCCCUGACCGAGUACUGCAACACAUUUUCUCCUAUUUAUCUCCAAUCCAGAUUCUUCGCGUUGGACAAGUAUGCCGCAAAUGGAAAGACAUAGCAAACAGUCCUUCAUUAUGGCAGUUUAUUUCUUUUAGACCCAAUUAUGGUGGCUUACAGGUAACAAACCAAGAAAUUUUUCUUCACUUACUUGGCACACGUUUUACUGAUUUACGAGUGAUUGAACUGGCAACUGAUUUAAUUACUCCAACCGUCUUACAUGAACUUUCAGCUAAAUGUCCAGCAUUACAAUCGCUCACUUUAGAUUUUUCAACAGCAAUGCAAUUACAUGAUUUCACUGAAUUGCAAAGCUUUCCCAGCCGUUUGAAUUCAUUAACAAUUUGUUUGAGCGAAAAUAUCUUUUUGGAAGGAUUUCUAAGGAAAGUUUAUACUUUUAUUUCAUCAAUGGAAGUUCUCCAUAUAAUAGGGACUUAUGAAAAGGUUGAAGAUGAAGAGGAAGAAGUUUAUGAAACUGUCAAUGUAUAUAAAUUAAAACAAUAUAUUCCAAACGUUCGAGUUGUAAACUUAUGGGGUGUGCCUUUUAUAACUGAUGAACAUGUUGACGCAAUAUCAUCGAACUGUGCUCAUUUAGAAUGUCUUUCGAUAAACUACUGUACAAAAGUUACGGGUUCUUGCUUGAAACUUGUUCUUCAACGAUGUAAAAAACUGAGGAGUCUCCAUUUGGCACAUGCUUCUCUCGACGAUAAACUAGUACAAAACGUCGAUUGGGAAAAGACUCGAAUUGAAGAACUCAAUAUUUGUGGAACUGAACUUUCAUCUGAUUCUUUGAUCAUUAUCCUUACUAGGUUGAAAAAUUUGCGAUGGUUGAAUGCAUCAUGGCUUGAACAAAUGGAUGACAAGGUAAUGGAAGCAUGGAUGGCUUCUGAUGCUAUUGCUAAUAUUCAAUAUCUAAAUUUGGAUACAUGUGAUUCUUUAACCGAAACAUCACUUACCGAUUUCAUAACAAGGUUUGGUCAACAGAUCCUUGGCCUUAAUCUUGGCGGCCAUCACAAACUACUUGAAUAUUUUUGGAUGAAUAUGAUUCCAAAGUUACGCAAUAUAAAAGUGCUGGUGAUGGGUACUGCAGAAGAUUGUUGCCUAAAGGUUAUUGCAAAAAUUCAUAUCGAUCAGUUUAUUGACUGCAUUGCUCAAAACUGUUUUCGCUUGCGUAGGUUGGAGAUUAGAUGGGAUGAUGAAACGCUUCGAUUUAGCGAUAAAUCAAGCAAAUUUAUCGAUAUAUUACGAUUGAAAUGUCUCAAAUUGCAUUCUUUGGUACUUUCUGAUGGGCAAUAUUACGAACUUGUUCGUUCCAAUUUUGAAAGAGCUGACCGAAUGUCUGUUGUCAGGACAACUGAAAUGUGCCGCACGGGCCUAAUGCAUUGUUCGCAUUACUACAGUCAAUUACUCUUCAAUUAA